Seminavis robusta is the source of this 498-nucleotide messenger RNA. The record is from the annotation of a GenBank genome assembly. NCBI's taxonomy places the organism in Eukaryota, Bacillariophyta, Bacillariophyceae, Naviculales, Naviculaceae.
AUGUCGAAUGUCCUAUGUUGGCGAGUCGACAACGAUCCAACGGUGGUUGAGGUAACCCCAACACCCUUCCAAGGGCAUUUGGAUACGGUUGAAGACCGUGCAAAUGUAAAAUGCGCGCGCAUCGUAGGGACAGCUCUACGACUCUCACUCGUCAAUAGCGCCCAUCAAAACGAAGGGUACUGGGAAGCAGCCCGAAUCCCCUCCAACGCCCUAGAUUUCAGUUUCUCUGAACCUGAUCCAGUAGGAGCACCCGGUGUCUUCAAUACAGCAGUCGCGCUAACAGUGGGAGAUCUAGACCUGUCCAAUUACCAAACCUACCUAACCGGCAAACUUCGAGAUAUUCACAGAUUCCAAUUCAAACUCAAUGCCAUCGAUAACGACUUUAAUUUUGCCCGGAUGUUGACGGAACCGCCUGCCAUUGAACAGUUCGUUUGGAGCAAUGGGACACUAUCAUCAUCAAAGUCCACGGACGAGUCGAAAUCGGGGCACCCUCGAUGA